AUGAACCCAGCAAGCAUAAACUAUGAAGUGAUGGUUUGGAAUGAAGGGAAAGGAAGCAGGAUGGAAGAACAGGCAAAGGAAGAGUUGGAGCUGCUUGAAGCCCAAUAUCCUAACCAACAUGAGUAUCUAAAGCAUGAGCUCAAGUCGUUAAUCUUUCAACUCCAGACCAAGCACCUGGAUUCUGAACAGCUUCCAGAAAAUAAUUACUGCAACACCCACCAUGUUUUCUUUGAUACUGAAGAAUCCACCAGUUUGGAGGAGCAAAGGAAGAGGAGUAACUAUACUUUAAAACUUACUUCGGCAGACAGAGUAGGGAUGGAGGAGGAGAUUAGUGGAAGUUCUGAGCAUGAAACUCCCAAGAAUGACACAAUAAAGCACUCCUCAAGCAGGAAGAACAAGAGGAAAAAUAGGGUUGAUUUGGUUCUUGAGAGGGCACAACUCAUAGCGGUUGUGGGAUUUGUCAAGCAAUGGUAUCAGCAAGAAAAUGGCUCAAAAGAUGAUCUUGCAGCUGUUUUUGGCUUUUUGGCAAAAGCAGAGUAA
Sphenostylis stenocarpa is the source of this 540-nucleotide messenger RNA. The record is from the annotation of a GenBank genome assembly. Lineage: Eukaryota; Viridiplantae; Streptophyta; Magnoliopsida; Fabales; Fabaceae.